AUGAGAUUUACCAAACGAGAUAUUUCUCGGCUGCUCUUCAAGAACGUUUCUCCCUUCAAACUCAUCCUCCAUGGCACUUGUAUCGGGAUUUGUUUAUUACCUGCCAUUGCUGUGCUUAUUGUAGGAUUGGUGGUUUUCAUCACAUCGCCGAGUGAUAGUAUUACCUCUCCAGCGACUUGUAUCAUUCUCUCCAAAUUACAAUGUAUUACCAAUCAAGAAGAAGAACAAUUUCAUCAUCAACCUCAUCAACUGUGUUCAUCACCACAACAACAACAACAACAAUUAUUAUCAUUAUCGGACAAGUCCAUAGAUCAAGUGUUGUUAUUGUCGCUGAAAACUUCUCUCUCUGAAAAGACUUGUUCCUCUUCAUCAUCGGCAUCAUCAUCACUGAAUGACUCUCCAGACGAAAUUCGUUCAUAUUCAUCAUCAUCAUCACUCUCAUCAAGCCUUUUUUCCUUUCUUUCCUCCUCAUCCUCCUCAUCAUCAACAAUCUUACCAUCAUCCAUAUCAUUCCUCUCUUCAACACCAUCCACCAAUGAUGAUUCCUCCUCCCAUGCAAGCCUCAUAACCACUCAAUGCACCUACUCAGUCUCAUUCAACCUUCCAAGCUCUUCCGAAUAUCCAUUGGGAGAAACCAUCAAAUCCUCCAUCAUUCCAUUCUCUAAAAACUCUCCUUAUGCUAAUUAUUCCAUGCAAGAUCAUGUACCUUGUUUUUAUGAUCCUCACAAUCCAAAGAAUGUUUCCUUUGAGAAAACCAAUCUCAUUCACUUUUAUACCAUUGUGGGAUUGGGUGUGAUUGGUGCUGGAGCAUGUCUUCUUCUUCUCGUAUUGAUUUCUGUUGGAAUCUUUUGUACGAAUUUCUGUCGUUUCUGUGUCGAGUAUAAACAAACGAAACGAAAACGACGACAAAUCUUUAGAAAGAGUAUGCUUUACAAGAUGAUCAUGAUUUAUGGUCAGAAUAGUAGUAGCGGAGAGAGUGAAGAUGGCUAUACCAGCAGUAGUAGUAAUGAGGGAGCGAUGGGAAUGAGGUUUGGCCUCAACCAUUCGAGUAGUAUUGAGGGAAUUUUAAAUUAUGGAAGCACAGAUCACAAGAGACAAUCUUUUGGAAAUGGAUAUUAUUAUUCGAAUGCCAACAAGUCACCAUCGAAAAGAAAUUCAGGAAUUAAUAGUAGUGGUAGCAGUCAUACUAUGCUCUCAUCGAUGCAAUAUCAAGGAAUAUUGGCAUCCACUCAUGUGUUGAGGAAUGACAAAUCGUUUCAUGUGGAUGAAAAGUAUUUUUAUCAACAUAGUGACGAUGAGGAUCACGAAAAUACACUCAGCAGUUCGAGUGUGGAAGACGUUACAGUUGAAAUUGUUUCCACACCCACUCGUCCACCGUCAUUCCCUGCUCAAAAUAAUUAUUAA
Molecule: messenger RNA, 1404 nt
Organism: Naegleria fowleri
Lineage: Eukaryota; Heterolobosea; Eutetramitea; Acrasida; Naegleriidae
Exons: 1
Coding region: 1-1404 (467 amino acids)
Source: RefSeq, a predicted model, not a curated record